CAAGAGAACUUUAAUAAUGAAGUAGAGCACGGAGUGCGCGUGUGCUCACGUUAACUUUAGGAUCAGCAGUUAAAGCGGAAAACACGGCUAGUGCAAGACCGCGCUCCUCGGAGUUUGGGUUAUAGUGCGGAUCUGUUGGUUGGAGCGUUCCGCUCCGGUGCGGCCAGUGCAGCUCUCAUGAACUUAGGGAGGACUUCACUGACAGCGCGUGCACUGACUGGCGCGAGCUGUUCCUCGCGCUUCACGCAGCUCGACCACUUGAAUAUUUUUGGAUGAGCAUGUCAACACAGUGAAAGCGAACGGACCUUCUGGAGAGUUUGGAAAUCGUAGCAACGCACAACUCAUAAGAGUGUUUGGACUGUAGCUUCGUGGAGUGGAAAUUCAACUGAUGGAGAAUACACAGGAUCUGAAUGAACAGAGCGUGAAGAAAUCCACCACUGAUUCUCAUGCUCCAGACCCAGUAGACAACAGGGCUUUGGAGAUGCAGGAACUUACAGAUGUCCAGCACUCUGUUAACAGUGGCAGUGACGGCACUUCCAAACUGGACAAAACCAUCCUCAGCAACAACAUCACGACCAAUGGAACUGGAGGAGAGAACAUGACAAUUCUAAACACGGCUGAUUGGCUGCUGGGCUGCAGUUCCCCGCCCACUGCCCCAAGUAUGAAGAAUGAUGUUAAGUCUGAGCCUCUGAACAGCAGUGAAGCCGUGAGUUCAGCAGGAGACUCUGGGCUAGACACUUACACUGGGUCAGUUAUAAGCAGCAGUGGAUUCAGUCCCCGGCCGGCACACCAGUAUUCACCUCCUCUCUACCCUUCAAAGCCUUACCCUCACAUCCUGUCUACCCCUGUGGCUCCGCCCAUGUCAGCCUACACGGGCCAAUCACAGUUCAGCAGCAUGCAGCAGUCAACAGUUUACACGCCCUACUCGCAAACGACUCCACCCUACGGCCUUUCCACCUAUGCUACAGAUUUGGGGGUGAUGUUGCCAGGGAUAAAGACAGAAGGAGGGCUUACACAGACCCAAUCAACCCUGCAGUCAGGGCUCAGCUAUAGCCCUGGAUUUACCACCCCUCAGCCGGGACAGACAGCCUACUCACCCUAUCAGAUGCCAGCAGGUUCAGGUUUCACAACCUCUCCUGGUCUCUACACUUCCAACAACUCCAACCCAGGAAAUUUCACCACACAACAGCAGGAAUAUCCCUCAUACACAGCUUUUGGGCAGAAUCAGUAUGCUCAGUAUUACUCCACCUCCUCCUACGGCUCCUAUAUGACAUCUAACAGCUCAUUGGAUGGCACAGGUUCAGUCUCCACCUAUCAGCUGCAAGACCCCAUCAUGACAGGACAAGCAGCUGACCUCAAUCCAAGUGAGUUUGAGGCGGGGCAGAGCCCGUCUACACCCAUCAAGGAGAUGGAGGACCGAGCCUGCAGAGGGGGUGGGGCUAAAGCAAGAGGGCGGGGCAGAAAGAACAACCCCUCCCCACCACCUGACAGUGACCUUGAGAGGGUGUUUGUUUGGGAUCUGGACGAGACGAUCAUUGUGUUUCACUCACUCCUCACUGGCUCCUAUGCACAGAAGUAUGGCAAGGACCCUCCGUUGGCUGUAACUCUUGGUUUAAGGAUGGAGGAGAUGAUCUUUAAUCUUGCAGACACACAUCUUUUUUUUAAUGAUUUAGAGGAGUGCGACCAGGUGCACAUCGAUGACGCUUCUUCUGAUGAUAACGGACAAGACCUCAGUACUUACAGUUUUGCCACUGAUGGCUUCCAUGCAGCUGCAACAAGCGCAAGCCUCUGCCUCGCCACAGGUGUUCGUGGCGGAGUCGACUGGAUGAGGAAACUAGCCUUCAGAUACAGACGAGUCAAGGAGUUGUACUGCACCUACAAAAACAACGUGGGAGGGUUGCUGGGUCCGGCUAAGAGAGAGGCGUGGCUUCAGCUCAGGGCAGAGGUUGAAGCUCUCACAGACUCAUGGCUGACUAGUGCGCUCAAGUCCCUGUCAAUCAUCAGCUCCAGGAGUAACUGUGUUAAUGUGUUGGUGACAACGACACAAUUAAUACCUGCACUCGCUAAGGUGCUGUUGUACAGCCUGGGCUCUGCGUUUCCCAUUGAAAACAUUUACAGCGCAACCAAAAUAGGUAAAGAGAGCUGUUUUGAGCGUAUAGUAUCCAGGUUUGGCACUAACAUAACGUAUGUUGUGAUUGGUGAUGGGCGCGAUGAGGAGCAUGCAGCCAGCCAGCACAACAUGCCCUUCUGGCGAAUAUCCAGCCACUCUGACCUGCUUGCCCUUCAUCAAGCACUGGAGUUCGAGUACCUGUAACACUCGACACCUGUAUCAUAGGCCUUUUUUUGUACAACUAUUUAAGAACAAGAGUACACUGCGAUCUCUUUUUAUGUUGUUGUUGUUGCUGUUGUUGUCGUCUUUUUGAUUAUUUUAAAGAAAUCUCUGGCUUUUACGAUAACUCUGCACUGUCUUAAGAAGACUAGGACAGACUAGGAAGAGGAGAAAAUGGGAUUAUUAUGGUCAAACCAGGCUUGUAAAGAGCUUACUAAGGUCUUACGUCACACACACUGCAUUUCACGUCUGAAGGAGGUGAGUUCUUGGGUCUUGAAAACUGCAUAUAUCCUCACACUCAUCUACAGGAACAUUAUUCUCUGUCUAUAUUGUUGACUUCAUCUCCACUUAAACAACUCGAGCGCUGUACUCUAAACCAGGAGCAUUUAGAGUAGACAUAACAACUCAUGUAAAUUAUUUUACAGGUACUAGAUUAAACACUAAAGGACGCUGUGUGUUUUCACAUGGUAUCGUUUUGAUUUUGUCUGUUUUUUUGUAAGUUUUUGGCAAAAAAAGAAAGUCUGUGUAUAAUUUGUUGUGCCUUAUAAGAUGUUUUGUGUGUCAGUUUUUAUUUUGAGAAUGUAUGUAGAUAAAAAUAUGUAAACAUUUGA
Messenger RNA from Danio aesculapii, 2940 nucleotides. RefSeq names its product EYA transcriptional coactivator and phosphatase 4 (gene eya4). Lineage: Eukaryota; Metazoa; Chordata; Actinopteri; Cypriniformes; Danionidae. Gene Ontology annotation, biological process: multicellular organism development; cell differentiation; negative regulation of extrinsic apoptotic signaling pathway in absence of ligand. Gene Ontology annotation, cellular component: nucleus. Gene Ontology annotation, molecular function: protein tyrosine phosphatase activity. The coding region runs from base 389 to 2314 and encodes 641 amino acids. The record is from RefSeq and is a predicted model, not a curated record. The transcript is spliced from 20 exons.